Phytophthora sojae is the source of this 798-nucleotide messenger RNA. RefSeq lists its product as hypothetical. The record is from RefSeq and is a predicted model, not a curated record. NCBI's taxonomy places the organism in Eukaryota, Oomycota, Peronosporomycetes, Peronosporales, Peronosporaceae. The transcript has a single exon. The coding region runs from base 1 to 798 and encodes 265 amino acids.
AUGUAUUUCGUGAUCAAGGGCCACUUGAACAUGCACAGUCGGCUGGUAUUGGACCGCCCGGUUGGUCUUCGCAGUGGUGGAUACUUUGGAGAGCGCGGACUUCUAGGCUGCAGUGUCAGUGCCUACACUGUGCACACCGUUCGCGCCUGUGACCUCCUUUCUCUAAGCUCCGAGGCUUUUGCUCAGGUGCUUCAAGAACACCCUUUUUCCCGCCUGGCACUCAAAGUUUGCGACUGUGCCUACAAGUAUCUCAAGGGCCAGCAUCUCGCGUCGUGCUCGCGGAAUGACAUGGAGGAGCACUGGGGAGAGGCCCUUUUGCUGGCUCUUCAAGCGGUGCGGACCAAAACCCAGCCAGCUCCGGUUUCUAGCCCUGCAUUGACUGAGAAGCCUGUGGAAGUGACGGCCUCGAGCACGGAAGUUACGGCGAUAUCUUCAUUUCAGACCGAGACCGCCGCUCCUCCUGACGACACUGCAGCAAGGUCUACGCGCUCGUUUCAACGCAUCAGCAGCAUGAAGCACCCAGUAAUUGAUGAAAACGCUCCAGCCGUCGUCCAUAGUACCCAUUCCGAGUUUGAAGACCUGGCCGCUCACUUGAGCACGAUGUCCAAGGCCUUGGAUACAGCCCACGGGUGCUUUGAGGCGUUCGCCCCCCUGCUUGAUAUCAUGCUCUCGACCGAUCCGCUAGAAUGGAACGCGAGCUUCAAUGCGCCCAGUGUCCCCAGCCCAGCAAAUGAAAUCGAAUCGAGCGGCCAGACAACGUAUUCACGCUGGAAUUCGCCCUUCACAAGUGCACAAUGA